AUGCAGGCUGAUACACGUUGCCUCCAGUCGAGAUCCCUUCUCCUGUUGCAGUCUUCCUCACAAUUCACCUCCGGCGACCAAUCCCAGUGCGACGCAACCGUUGCGCAAGCACAGUCAGAUAUCGAAACGACCGACGCGACGACCUCGGCACCGGAGAACGAGAAGUGGCCCUUCUUGUCCACCGUCGUGGCCUGUGGCGCCCCACUGCAGCGGCUCGAGACACGCCAUCGCGUCCCGUCGCGAGCAAGAAGCCAGCAGGAACACGACCAUGGUGGCGCCGUCCUCGCCAACAUGCAAGUAGACCUCGACGAAGACGAGGAAGAUGCUGUGCGAGACGAGCUAGUGCAGCAGGCCGGAGAUGGCCAGCAACAUGAUCGACUAGCGGUGCGGCAGUUGGAGGAAAGAUUCGGAGCGCUGCGCGCCGGCCGGCGGCGACGACACGCGAAUGCCUUUGCGGUGCCGCGGAGCUGGCGUAGCCGUCCCACUUGGGGCCACCGAUAUGGACGGGAACGGGCCGUUGGGGGUGAAGUAAAUACAGAAUCGACAUGA
Molecule: messenger RNA, 549 nt
Organism: Thermothielavioides terrestris NRRL 8126
Lineage: Eukaryota; Fungi; Ascomycota; Sordariomycetes; Sordariales; Chaetomiaceae
Exons: 3
Coding region: 1-549 (182 amino acids)
Source: RefSeq, a predicted model, not a curated record